Messenger RNA from Myotis lucifugus (little brown bat), 1254 nucleotides. It is a transcript of the gene TIGD2, whose product is annotated as tigger transposable element derived 2. Bases 302 to 904 code for a protein of 200 amino acids. The record is from RefSeq and is a predicted model, not a curated record. NCBI's taxonomy places the organism in Eukaryota, Metazoa, Chordata, Mammalia, Chiroptera, Vespertilionidae. Gene Ontology annotation, molecular function: nucleic acid binding. The transcript has a single exon.
UUUGUGUUGUGGGAAAGCCAAAAGACCCCGUGCAUUCAAAGGAGCUGACCUUUCAAACUUUCCUGUCACUUAUUUCAGUCAGAAAAGCGCAUGGAUAGAACAUUCAGUUUUCAGACAGUGGUUUGAAAAAUACUUUGUGCCACAGGUACAGAAGCAUUUGAAAUCCAAGGGGCUUCUAGAAAAAGCAGUGCUGCUUUUGGAUUUUCCUCCAGCACAUCCACAUGAAGAAUCGCUGAGUUCAGAUGAUGGCAGAAUAAUUGUGAAAUAUCUGCCACCAAAUGUCACAAGUCUAAUUCAACCUAUGAACCAGGGAGUUCUAGCCACGGUAAAAAGAUACUACCGAGCAGGGCUUCUCCAGAAAUACAUGGAUGAAGGAAUUGACCCCAAAAUGUUUUGGAAGAACUUGACAGUGUUGGACGCAAUUUAUGAAGUGUCAAGAGCUUGGAACAUGGUGAAAUCAAGUACCAUAACCAAAGCUUGGAAAAAACUUUUCCCUGGCAAUGAAGAGAAUUCAGGUCUGAACAUGGAUGAAGGAGCCAUUUUAGCAGCUAACUUAGCAACGGUUUUACAGAAUACAGAAGACUGUGAACACGUUGACAUUGAGAAUAUUGACCAGUGGUUUGACUCUCAGAGUAGUGAUUCAAGCUGUCAGGUGCUAAGUGACAGUGAAGGUGUUGAGGACCAGUCCAAGCCUGCUGAGCAAAAGCCUCCCAGCAAGACCAGAAAAACAGAAGUGAAUCCAGAGAAGCACAUUAGCCAUAAAGCUGCACUUGAAUGGACCGAAAACUUACUGGAUUAUCUAGAACAACAAGAUGACAUGCUUCUGUCUGAUAAACUGGUAUUACGGAGGCUGCGAACGAUAAUAAGAAGAAAGCAGAAGACCCACAAUAACAAAAAUCAUUAAUAAUGCUCUGAAGGGUGUCAAAGUAUUUGCGUCUUUGUGACUUUAUCUGCAAUGGAACUUAAUUAUCUUGCUUGAAGUGCUAUGGAUUUCAAGGCCAAAUACAUUUUAUAAAUGAUUUUAGGAUUAGAUGCCAUUUUGGAUUACUUAAAUUACUGCUCUUUAAUGUCAAUUCUAGUAAGUGAGCAUUGACAUGUAACUUGUCUGUCUUUUGUUUCUAAUCUGUGUUCUACUAAUUAGAUCAUAAGGUUCCUGAGGCCAGGGAUCUUGUGUCUGUUUUGUGCCUGAAUUUCGUUGUGUCUAACGAGGACCAUGCACACUAUAGGCAAUCAAUAAAUCUGACUUAAAAUGAA